This is a messenger RNA of Anthonomus grandis grandis, 1295 nucleotides long. Its product is annotated as ATP-sensitive inward rectifier potassium channel 12-like. Lineage: Eukaryota; Metazoa; Arthropoda; Insecta; Coleoptera; Curculionidae. Gene Ontology annotation, cellular component: plasma membrane. The record is from RefSeq and is a predicted model, not a curated record. The transcript is spliced from 7 exons. Bases 157 to 1257 code for a protein of 366 amino acids. Gene Ontology annotation, molecular function: inward rectifier potassium channel activity. Gene Ontology annotation, biological process: potassium ion import across plasma membrane; regulation of monoatomic ion transmembrane transport.
AAUUUGGCGCUUUGUUGUAUACCAUCAUCCAAUUUGUACACUAUUUUAUUAUUAAAACCUACACAAGCUAAAGAGGUCCUACGUAAUAUUUAGGAAACAAAGAAAAGUUGCCUCAGUAACAUGAUUGUUUGUACUUAAAACGAAAUAUAUAUAAAAAUGAUGGUUUGGAAUCCAGUGUGGUUGAGUGAGACAGGUGAACAAUUCACGAGAAAACCUUACUUAACAUGGAUAAACAGAAAGUACCCAAAACGAGCCAUAUUAAAAGACGGUCGCAAAAAUAUUUACAUAAACAAAAUGGGCUGUACGCAUAAAUGGAGGUACUUUCAAGAUAUUUUUACCACUCUUAUGGACGCGCAAUGGAGGUGGAUCUUACAAUUCCUCGCAUUAGAAUUUUUUGGUAGUUGGCUAAUUUUCGCUCUAAUUUGGUGGCUGAUCGCUCUUGUACACGGAGAUCUUCUUGAGGAGCACUUACCAGAAAUGCAAGAGAAGACCGGUUGGACUCCUUGCGUCCUAAACAUCUAUGGUUUCCAUUCGGCUUUUUUAUGGUCUAUGGAAACCCAGCACACCACAGGAUACGGCACAAGAGUGAUCACUGAAGAAUGUCCUGAGGCCAUUUUUAUACUGAUGUGUCAAUGUCUCAUAGGUACCACUUUGGAUACAUUUGCAAUUAGCAUAGUAUUUGCGAAAUUAAUCCGUUCGAAACAUGCUGCCAAUACCAUCCAGUUCUCCAGGAAUGCCGUUAUAACGCCUAAGGAAGGAAAGCUUCGUUUUGUGUUUAGAGUGGGUGACUUAAAAAAAAGUAGACUCGUUAGGGUUAAAGUCAGAGCAAUUCUUCUUAACAAUGAGAGAACCCAAGAGGGAGAAAUCAUUCAAAGUUUCCAAACAGAGUUAUCCCUUAAAACAGACGAUAGCUCUAACCAGCCAUUUCUGAUCUGGCCCAUGGAAGUCUAUCAUGAAAUCGACGAAUACUCUCCCUUACAGAAUCUGACCAAUCCAGAAAUAAUGAAAACACAAAAAAUCGAAAUUAUUGUGGUGUUAGAGGGUGUCGUUGAAAGCACCGGCGUGUCCAUUGCGGCAAAAUCGAGCUACGUGGGAAGCGAAAUUUUAUGGAAUUGCCAGUUUGAACCAAUGGUGACUUAUAACAUCUAUAAGGAGUGUUACGAGGUUAAUUGGAGCAAGUUUGAUUGUAUCAGAUUGUUGGGGUCUUUGGAAAUGCAGAAUACUGAGGUCAACGAAGAGGGCAGAUACAUUUUCUAAUAUAUAUGGUCUAUAAAUAAAUAUAUUUUGAAAGUGAA